CUCCUGGCGACUCCCGGGACGCGGCGGCAGCGCUGGCUCCGCGGCCGCUGCCAUGAGCGCCCCGCAGCCCCGUAUUCUUGAAACCUACAACAGUCUAACAGACAAACACCUGGUUGGAUAUUUCAGCAAUGCCAGGAUAAGACGACAUCUUCAGAAAUCAGGACUGAUCUCGAGGAGUGGAAGAAUAAUACCUGAGAAGGAAUAUCGCCUCAAUGCCAUAAGGAGGGACCACCAGAGACACGUCCAGGAGUGCUUGGCUGAUGCCAUUUACCAUAAGGUCCUUGACAUUGAGCAUCAUCGUCAGCUGGGGGUGAACAGGAGACUUGAUUGUUCUGCAGGGAAAGGGAAGGUGCAGCCAGUCAAGAUGGAAGGAUUAAUGGGAGAAGUGUCCUACAUAUACUCCCCCCACCCCCCGGUGGCCCCCAGGAACCACCACACGCUCUGUCCCUUGGUGUCAGGAGAACGAACCGGUCGCUCGCAACGGAGGGGACCCAGACUGAGACUGGAUUAUGGUGAUGGGCGUUAUUAUUACCGAUCCAAGGAGCCUGCCAUCUCGAAGGUGAGUUCCUUGUGACCAAAUGCAGCUCCAGGAAAUGCACAGCCCCCUCGCCUCCAGCCCCUUCUUGGCGGGGCUGCAGCAGGGUCUGUAUCAAAGGCUGCCAAACAGAAGUGCCAUGCACUGGAACAUUAUCAGCAAUUUGCCUGUGGGGGGCAGAGCAGUGAGCCAAGGUUUAGGCCUCCAGUGCAGAACAUGGCUUGUUUGUCACCGUACCAGCCCACCAAGCGUCGUCGCCGUGUGGCGCCGGUGCCACCGCCCCGCCCGCACGUGGGGGACAGGUGCAUCCCUGGGAUCAGACGUGGGCUGCCCGUGGAGAGGUGGUUCCAUCCCACCACUGCAUUCAAUGAACAGUUUUUGAUCAAUAAUACCAAUGGGUUCCCCAAGUCCCCAUUAUGCAGCAACGCCUUGGUCACCAUGAUCUACCUAGGGAAGAGUAAGCAUGUGUCCCUCCGUGACCACAAGGAUGAAAUCAAAGUCUAUCAGCAAUACUGUGGAACAGAAAACAUCUGUGUCUAUAAAGGCGACCUGUUGGAAGGAGAUACCUUCCAGUUCAUCUCUAAGAGGUACCUGGGUUACCCGUUCAGCCUCACCUUUUAUCUCAACGGGCUCCAAGUUGACAGGCUGAGCUGUUGCUGUGAGUACAGAGGCUUCCAGAGUAAGAGGCCGUCCCGGCUGCGACGCAAAAACACCUACUUCAGGGUGCUCCAUGUGGCAGGAGCACCUCCUUGCUACAGGUGCUUCCUUGCCAUGGGUCUGGACAAAAAGCUGUACCCCCCCAAGAGGAAGAUGAAGGUGCCCACGCGGUCGCACAUGUGCUCCUGCUCUCCCUACUGCGCGCACAGCCUGCCCUGCGACAGCAGCAGCGCGCUGCAGAAAUCCAUCCAGGGCUCCGUGUCCCUCACCAUGCCCAGCCAGGAGGAAAGCGUGGACACCAUCGACGUAACGCUGGACUCUGAAGAGGAGUGCUGCGAAGAAGAGGAGUGCUGCGAAGAAGAGGAGUACUGCGAAGAAGAGGAAUUUGAAGAAGAAGAAGUAGAAGAAGAAGGAGUAGAAGAAGAAGGAGUAGAAGAAGAAGUUGAAGAAGGAGGAGUAGAAGAAGAAGCAGAAGUAGAAACAAUAGACCAAUCUCUUGUGGAGACCGAAGGCACCACUCAGGGAACCACCAGUGAAAGUGAAUAUGAUGAAGAUUUUGAAGCAGAUGAAGAAGUUAAUGAAGAGGGACAGACUGGUGAUCAAAUGAAUGGAAUGUCAAAGUCAUCCUCAGAUGAUAAAAACCAUAAUUUAGACUAUGGAAAGGAGAGUGAAACCUCAUCUCAGAAGGCACUGCAGGCCUCUGACAGUGAGAAAGAUAAAAGUGGCAGAUAUUCUGAUGACAGGGACUCUGAAGAUGAUCUACCAGAGAGAAGGCCUGCAGACUCUCUCUCAUCCAUGAGCACUCAGUGCAGCACUGAGACUGACUCUCAGGCUGAAAUGAAGGCAGACCACGUGAAUUGCAAAGAGGACUGCAAUAUCAAAAGUACAUCUGAUAAUGCAGCACAUGCACACUAUGGAAAUGAGAAUGGGGAGAAGAGACUGCUCAGAGUGGAGGGAAAUCAGGAGAAUUCUGCACUGGAAACGAAAGGAAUAGAUGAAGCAAAAAAGACAAAACCAGAAGAUCUAACAGCAAGGGAAGAUACUAGAAUUUUUUAUGAAAACAUAAUGGCAAUUCAGCAUCAAAAUCCUGAGGUUAAUGGGGAAUUCAAACAGACUGGGUCAGGAGGAAGUGAGAUGAAUGAGGAGGAGGAAUGUCCUCCAAUGCCUUGGGAAAGCAGGGUGUUGAGCAUGGAGGAUGGCAACCAGGAGUGUCCUUGGAGUGGGGAAGGAGGUGUUUCUGAAGACUGCAAACCAGUCCAGGAGGAAAUAGCAAAAGCAACCAGAAAGGAUCAUCCUGUGAGUUCUGACCCUGAGUCUGGUGAUUUAUGUGCCAACGAGGAAGAAAAGAACACAGCAAAUACAGAGUGUGGUGCCAGAGGAGCACCGGAUGGAAGGUUCCCGGCAGGAGGGAGGAGACGCCUGGAUGUGCAGGAGGCAGCAGGACAGGCGGUGCGAGCAGGGGAGGUGACAGAGCCGGGACAAGCCCUGGAGCAGGACGGGGCUGCUGAGGGAGAAGCUGGCAGCGGAAAGGCUGCAGGAAAAGCUGCUAAGGCGGGGGAUGCUCUGUCCCAGGGAGGCACGGGGGAUGCGCUGGAGGAAUCCGCACCUGAGGAGGGCACUGUGGCAUGGGAACAGCCCAAAGAAAAGGGGACAGGGGAGGCAGAGGAGCUGGGCACAGAGGGGUCACCUGGGGAGCAGGAGGUGCUGGUGGAGGGGAUGGACAGAGAGGUGGCACUGCGAAAGGCAGCAGCUGGGGCACUGCCAGGAUGGGAGGCAGACAGAGCCGUGCCCCAGGGGCAGGACGGGGCUGGGGGCACCAGUGAGGAGGAGGCUGCAGAAGAAGGCCUCGAAGGAGCAGUAGGGCUGGCAGCAGAGGAGGAGGUGGGUGAGCCAGGGUCAGAGGCAGGGGAGUCUCUGGGGCAGGGAGGGUCUGCAGGGAAGGACACGGUGGUGGGUGCUGUGUCAGAGGGAGAGGAGCCUGUGGAGGAUGCUGAUGCGGCAGCAGAUGGGAAUGCCAGAGCCGCGGGCCCUGAAGGAAAAAAGGCUGUUAAAGAAGACUUUUCUGAAGGGGAGGAGGCUAUGAGGAAGCCUGGGGUUCUCUGGGAAGCACUAGGGGAUAUGGAAACAGGAGAAGCAAUGCCUGGAGGAGAAGGGUUUGUGAAGCCAAGUCAGUUUUCCCAGCUGAAAGUGUCAGAGGAAGAGUGGAUGGAGAUGGGGAAAGCUGUCCCAGGAGCUGCAGCAGCACUUGAGAGUGCUCAGGCUCUCCAGAGAGUGGAAGACAUGAUGGAAGAGUCUGUGGAGCCUGACAAGGGUCCUGUACUGGAAGUGGCACCUGGGUUAGGGGCACUGGGGGCUGCUCGGGGGGAUCCUGUCACUGAAGGAUCAUCACAGGUGGAGGAGACUCUGGCAGUGCAGGAGGAGGAGGAGGGUGCAGCAGAAGCACUUUGGAGUGGAAACCCAUCUGAGGGCAGCAAAGCAGAGACAGAGAGAGCAGUGGAAGGAAAACCCGAAGGAGAGGCGGUGGGAGGGUCUGCAGGGGCGGCCGGAGCGGGCUCGGGGGAGGAAGAGGAGACCACAGCUGGAGCAGCAGGUUCAAAGGAGCCGGCAGCUGGGACAGAGGGGUGGCUGAGGUGUGGGCAAGUGAGAGGGAAGGGGGUGGUGGGCGAGGCGGCGGGGCUGUGCGGGACCCGGGCAGGGGAGCCCGGGCUGGUGGCCAUCGCUGUGCUGGGCGGCCAGGCCGGGCCAGGAGCCCUGCCCGGGGGGCCGGCAGUGCCCGGGGCGGGCGGGGUGGGCACAGGGGCGAUGGCACAGGAGGGGGUGACAGGAGCAGCGCUGGGGGCACGGAGCGGGGCAGGGGCAGAGCUGGUGUCAGCCACGGCAGGGGCGGCGGGCGGGGAGCCUGGGGGGGCCGGGGAAGGGCUGGCCGGGGCACCUGCGGCUGCUGGGCGAGCGGGGCAGCGGGGGGCGGCAGGAGGGGGCGAGGCACGGGGAGCGGGGCCGGCCGGAGCCCAGGGCCCGGAGCAGGAGCCGGGCGCAGAGGAGCCGCUCGGGCCCCCAGGGCACCGAGAGGGGCUCGGAGCAGGGGCACCGGGGGCACAGCCCGCUGCAGAGAGCGCCCCGAGCACCCUGGGCCCCGGGCACGGGGGAGUGGCACCGAGGGGGAGAGGAGGGUCCGCGGGAGGCGAGGGGCCGUCCGGCACCCAGCCACAGCCGGCGGCUCCAGGGACAGGCAGGGAGCGGGGCGAGCACGGGCGGCAGGAGGAGGGCAUGGAGCAGGCGGGAGGGGAAGGGGGCGAGCAGCCGAGUGCCCGUGAGAACCCGAGAGAGGGCGAGGUGGCCGAUGUCGCGGCGAGUGCCGGGGAGCAGAGGAAGCACAGUGCCGUCGGAGGGAGCCCAGGGGUCCCGGCAGCCGCUGACGUGGGCGGGAGCCGCAGCCCCCGUCAGGUGAGUCCUGCCAGGGGCAGCCACUGCCCCCGGCAGUGCCCGGCUGAUUCCUGUCAGAGACGGAUCCACCCCCUCGUCCCAUUCCUUAUCCUUUCCUUAAAUGCCUGCUGA
This is a messenger RNA of Serinus canaria (Common canary), 4747 nucleotides long. RefSeq names its product glutamate rich 3 (gene ERICH3). Lineage: Eukaryota; Metazoa; Chordata; Aves; Passeriformes; Fringillidae. The record is from RefSeq and is a predicted model, not a curated record.